This is a messenger RNA of Coffea eugenioides, 3094 nucleotides long. RefSeq names its product protein ACTIVITY OF BC1 COMPLEX KINASE 8, chloroplastic. Lineage: Eukaryota; Viridiplantae; Streptophyta; Magnoliopsida; Gentianales; Rubiaceae. The transcript is spliced from 21 exons. Gene Ontology annotation, biological process: regulation of response to reactive oxygen species. The coding region runs from base 127 to 2427 and encodes 766 amino acids. The record is from RefSeq and is a predicted model, not a curated record.
CAUUUUCCUCCGCUGCUACUCCACCAAGCCAAAAACAAAACGGUGAGCUCCGCACUUUUCACACACUCACACACUUGCUCCUUUGGAUGAAGAGAGUAGGGUUUUAGGAGUAAUUUAUAUCCUCUAAUGACGACGAUUUCGGCUGCUUUAUCUGCUUCGAGAUUACCGGAGAUUAAAUUCUUGUCGCCGGAUGCUUCUAGCCAGCGGCGGCGGCGGCUGCUGCGCUUCGCGGUUUAUAGAAGGCUGAAUUUUGAGUUGGAACGGAGUUUAGGUCGCCGGAGUUGGAGGAUUUUAGCGGCGAAGAGGGAAGAAGGAACGGCUGUGGUGGAGGGGAAAGACAGUGAAAUUUUAACUCAGUUGAAUGGGAGUUUGAAUGGGAACUCCAGUGGGAGUUGUGGUGGGAUUAGUGGCUUGGAAGUGGAGGAGUAUACGAAUGGAAGUGUGAAUGGGAGUUUAGUUAAGUAUGUGGACGGGAAUGGGAAUGGAGGAGUGGGGCUGAGGAGUAAAGAGGAGCUGGUGGCAGUGAUGGUGGAGGAUGAGGAAGAGAAGAGGAAGAGGAAUAUAGAGGAAAUUGGGCGAGAAGAGGCGUGGUUUAAGCAAAGCGAAGACCAGCAAGUUGAGGUAUCUGUUGCUCCUGGCGGUCGAUGGAGCAGAUUUAAGACAUAUUCAACGAUUCAAAGGACCUUGGAAAUAUGGGGAUUUGUUCUAACUUUUGUAUUCAGGGUUUGGUUGAACAACCAAAAAUUCUCCUACCGAGGUGGGAUGACAGAGGAAAAGAAAGUUCAGAGGCGAAAGGUCCUUGCUAAGUGGCUGAAGGAAAAUAUCUUGAGAUUAGGACCUACAUUUAUCAAAGUUGGCCAGCAGUUCUCGACAAGGGUAGACAUUCUUGCUCAAGAAUAUGUUGACCAAUUGUCAGAACUUCAGGAUCAAGUUCCUCCUUUUCCAUCAGAAACUGCUGUAUCUAUUGUUGAGGAAGAACUUGGAGCUCCAGUGGAUGAUAUGUUCGACCGAUUUGAUCGUGAGCCAAUUGCUGCUGCUAGUCUUGGUCAAGUUCAUCGUGCAAAAGUGAAUGGACAAGAAGUUGUUGUUAAAGUACAAAGGCCUGGACUGAAGGAUCUUUUCGAUAUCGAUCUUAAAAAUCUGAGGGUAAUUGCAGAAUACCUUCAAAAGAUUGAUCCAAAGUCAGAUGGUGCAAAAAGGGACUGGGUUGCCAUCUAUGAUGAGUGUGCAAAUGUUUUGUAUCAGGAAAUUGACUAUACAAAGGAAGCUGCUAAUGCUGAGUUGUUUGCAGCUAACUUUAAGGACAUGGAUUAUGUUAAAGUUCCCAAGAUAUGUUGGGAGUACACCACUCCACAGGUUCUGACGAUGGAAUAUGUCCCAGGGAUAAAAAUAAACAGGAUACAAGCUUUGGACCAGUUGGGUGUUGAUCGCAAAAGGUUGGGUAGAUAUGCCGUCGAAUCUUACCUUGAACAGAUUUUAUCUCAUGGCUUCUUUCACGCCGACCCUCAUCCUGGCAAUAUUGCUGUAGAUGAUGUUAAUGGUGGAAGGUUGAUUUUCUAUGACUUUGGAAUGAUGGGAAGUAUAAGCCCAAAUAUCAGAGAAGGCUUGUUGGAUGUAUUUUAUGGAGUUUAUGAGAAGGAUGCGGACAAGGUCCUUCAAGCAAUGAUUCAGAUGGGUGUUCUUGUGCCUACUGGAGACGUGACUGCUGUUAGACGAACUGCACAGUUCUUCCUUAACAGCUUUGAAGAACGCCUUGCUGCACAGAGAAGAGAACGGGAAAUGGCUGCAACAGAACUUGGAUUUAAAAAGCCAUUGAGCAAGGAGGAGAAAAUAGAGAAGAAGAAGCAACGUUUAGCUGCAAUAGGGGAAGAUUUAUUAGCCAUUGCAGCUGAUCAACCCUUUAGAUUUCCUGCCACAUUCACUUUUGUUGUCAGAGCAUUUUCAGUGUUGGAUGGAAUAGGGAAAGGCCUUGAUCCUCGAUUUGAUAUCACUGAGAUAGCCAAACCCUAUGCUCUGGAGUUGCUGAGGUUUCGUGAAGCUGGUGUUGAAGUUAUCUUGAAGGACUUCAGAAAGAGGUGGGAUAGACAAUCCCGUGCAUUCUACAACUUAUUUAGGCAGGCUGAUAGAGUUGAAAAGCUGGCUGAAAUCAUUCAGCGACUGGAGCAAGGAGAUUUGAAGCUUCGUGUCAGGGCUUUGGAAUCUGAGAGAGCUUUCCAAAGAAUUGCUGCUGUCCAGAAGACAAUAGGAAGUGCAGUUGCUGCUGGAAGCUUAAUCAACCUUGCAACAAUUCUGUAUAUCAAUUCUAUCACUAUGCCCGCAUCCAUAGCAUAUGCCAUCUGUGCAUUUUUUGGCUUGCAAGUUCUUAUUGGGGUUGUGAAAGUGAAGAAAUUAGAUCAGCGAGAGAGGUUGAUAACUGGAACUGCCUAGACCUUGGUAUUAGACCUGCUGCUGAGAAUCACUUCUGUGGUGAUUAUAUGUUGUAGAUUCAAAGUGAGUUCAUCAAUAGGGAGACGUCAUUUCUGAUGAAAGCAACUUCCUCCCAUCCUGCAAAACCUGAAGAAGUGCAGAACUGGUAAAAUCUAUUAAGAAUUACCAUCACGAUAUUACGGAAGGAGCUGCUUGGUCGUCCUGGUGGUUGAGGUCCAGGGGCAUCCUGCUGGUAAAGGCUUGAGGUCCAGGGUCAUCCUACUAACAAGGAUCGAGGUCCAGGCAAGUUAACGUGAAGACAAUGAGCUUUACACAUUUAGUCAAAGUUGUUUUUUAUGAUAGCUGAAGGCACUUGGCUGAGUUUUCAAACUUCUCAACAAGAAUGUCUCCUUAAGCUCGUUUGUGGCAGGCUAUAAUAACUCUGCUGUCUGACUUCUUGGAGCCCUUGUGUAUAGAUGUAUGUAACUUUGUAGAUUUUUUACAUCAAAAUUGUUAGACCAUUGUAUAGCAUGUGUAAUGCAUAUAGCAAUUCUUGUAACUACAACCUCCUCUUAGGAAGUUUUGAUCCAAUACAACCUCCUCUCUGUCAUUCUUUAGAUGACAGAGAUUUUUAAGAACUUCAGUUUAUGCCAUUCAAGUCAGAUAUAUAAUGCUUGUGUUUCUAUGC